GCGCGGCCGUCCCGCCCAGCCCCUCCCCGCUGGCGCCCGCCCGCCCCGCCCGCCGCUACCGCAGUGCCGCGCCGCAGCGCGGUGUCGCCGUCAGCCGGAGCGAGAGCGGGCGCUGUCCUCUGCCAGACGACGGACCGCUGCUCGGCGUCCCCCUUGCCUGAGCCAGAGCGUCCCCAGGCCGCGCCAGCCCCUCCCCACCCUCGGGCAGGAUGGGCAAGGAGAAGACCCACAUCAACAUCGUGGUCAUCGGCCAUGUGGACUCGGGCAAGUCCACCACCACGGGCCACCUCAUCUACAAGUGUGGGGGCAUCGACAAGAGGACCAUCGAGAAGUUCGAGAAGGAGGCAGCUGAGAUGGGCAAGGGCUCGUUCAAGUACGCCUGGGUGCUGGACAAGCUGAAGGCGGAGCGGGAGCGAGGCAUCACCAUCGACAUCUCCCUCUGGAAGUUCGAGACCACCAAGUACUACAUCACCAUCAUCGAUGCCCCCGGCCACCGCGACUUCAUCAAGAACAUGAUCACUGGCACCUCACAGGCCGACUGCGCGGUGCUCAUCGUGGCAGCCGGCGUGGGCGAGUUCGAGGCGGGCAUCUCCAAGAACGGGCAGACACGGGAGCACGCACUGCUGGCCUACACGCUGGGCGUGAAGCAGCUUAUCGUCGGCGUGAACAAGAUGGACUCCACGGAGCCCAGCUACAGCGAGAAGCGCUACGAUGAGAUCGUCAAGGAGGUCAGCGCCUACAUCAAGAAGAUCGGCUACAACCCAGCCACCGUGCCCUUCGUGCCCAUCUCGGGCUGGCACGGGGACAACAUGCUGGAGCCCUCCCCCAACAUGCCGUGGUUCAAAGGCUGGAAGGUGGAGCGCAAGGAGGGCAAUGCCAGCGGCGUGUCCCUGCUGGAGGCGCUGGACACCAUCCUGCCCCCCACACGCCCCACCGACAAGCCCCUGCGCCUGCCACUGCAGGACGUGUACAAGAUUGGCGGCAUCGGCACCGUGCCCGUGGGCCGCGUGGAGACGGGCAUCCUGCGGCCGGGCAUGGUGGUCACCUUCGCGCCCGUGAACAUCACCACGGAGGUGAAGUCGGUGGAGAUGCACCACGAGGCGCUGAGUGAGGCGCUGCCAGGGGACAACGUGGGCUUCAACGUGAAGAACGUGUCCGUGAAGGACAUUCGCCGGGGCAACGUCUGUGGCGACAGCAAGGCAGACCCGCCCCAGGAGGCCGCCCAGUUCACCUCCCAGGUCAUCAUUCUGAACCACCCCGGGCAGAUCAGUGCUGGCUACUCGCCAGUGAUCGACUGCCACACGGCCCACAUUGCCUGCAAGUUCGCCGAGCUGAAGGAGAAGAUUGACCGGCGCUCAGGCAAGAAGCUGGAGGACAACCCCAAGUCGCUCAAGUCUGGUGAUGCAGCCAUUGUGGAGAUGGUGCCCGGAAAGCCCAUGUGUGUGGAGAGCUUCUCCCAGUAUCCGCCUCUCGGCCGCUUUGCCGUGCGCGACAUGCGGCAGACGGUGGCCGUGGGCGUCAUCAAGAACGUGGAGAAGAAGAGCGGCGGCGCCGGCAAGGUCACGAAGUCGGCACAGAAGGCGCAGAAGGCGGGCAAGUGAAGCGCGGGCGCCCGCGGCGCGCCCCGCCCCGGCGGCGCCGCGCCCCGCCCCCAGCCCCGCGCCCCGCCCCCGCGCCAGGCGCAUGUCUGCACGUCUGCUUGUAAGAGGCUCUCGGUCACCGACUGGAUGCUCGCCAUCAAGGUCCAGUGGAAGUUCUUCAAGAGGAAAAGCGCCCCCCCGCCCCGGCUUCUGCGUCCUGCCCCCGACGCGCUCAGUGCCCGUUGUACCAAUAAACUGAGCGCCCAGA
Messenger RNA from Sorex fumeus (smoky shrew), 1848 nucleotides. It is a transcript of the gene EEF1A2, whose product is annotated as eukaryotic translation elongation factor 1 alpha 2. Gene Ontology annotation, biological process: translational elongation; translation. Gene Ontology annotation, molecular function: translation elongation factor activity; GTPase activity; GTP binding. The transcript has 8 exons. The record is from RefSeq and is a predicted model, not a curated record. NCBI's taxonomy places the organism in Eukaryota, Metazoa, Chordata, Mammalia, Eulipotyphla, Soricidae. The coding region runs from base 210 to 1601 and encodes 463 amino acids.